AUGGUCCGAGCCGCCCUUUUGCAGCUGGGGCGAUUCCUCCGACGCCGGAACGUGACACCGGGAGGAGUUGACCUCGGCAAUGCGAAUCUCCCCGAGCGUCCGUCUCCGUCACGACCGUCAUUGUCACACGCGACACUUCCUCUUUCCUCCACAUCCGCCAUCCACGAUAUCGACGACGGUUUUUAUCGCCCUUUCUCAUACAAGGCCUGGUGGCCAGAAUUUGACACCAUGUGGAAGCCGUCAGAGCGCCUGAUGGAAACCAUCAGGCACUAUGCCAGCUUCCCCGCAACCGGAGUCUCGUUGAGGCAGAUGGUCCAGUUUGGUGACCGUCCCUCCACUGGCACUCUCUUCCGCGCAUCCCAAUUUCUCUCCGAGGAGCUUCCCAUUCGCCUCGCCCACCGAGUCCAAGACCUGGGCGAACUGCCCGAUGGCCUCAGCGAUAUGCCAUCUAUCAAAAAGGUCCAGGACUGGUAUGCGCAAUCCUUCGAGGAAAUCAUCAACCUACCUCGCCCUACCCUUACCCAGGAAGUCAAGGCUCGUCUACUGCGACCGAAUCGCAUGAAUGGUAGUACUUCCAAGAUUAUCUCCGAGGCGACGCAAAACCCCAGCAUCAAGGAGGGCCAAUACCGCUCCCUACCGACCACCAACGGAAACGGACAUGGCGUCGUCGCGGCUGCCGGGCGCCGAUACUUCUUCCCCGCAGACGACCACGGAGACUGGCCACCGGAACUCAAUGAUUACAACCAACGAUUCGCCAAAACUCUACAACAAAUCAAGCGCCGUCACGAUGGUGUCGUUACCACUGUCGCCCAGGGUAUCCUUGAAUGGAAACGGGUGCGGCAACGCAUGCAAAUCGACUCUACCAUCCAGUCCUUCCUCGAUCGCUUUUACAUGUCUCGUAUCGGUAUUCGAAUGUUAAUUGGUCAACACAUCGCACUCACGGAACAAACGCAUAUCAAGCACGCCAAUUAUGUCGGAAUCAUCUGCACCAAGACCAACGUUAAGGACAUUGCGCUUGAGGCGAUCGACAACGCUCGCUUUGUUUGUGAGGAUUACUACGGUCUGUUCGAGGCGCCCAAGGUGCAGCUGGUCUGCAAGGACGAUCUGAACUUUAUGUACGUGCCCGGUCACCUGUCGCACAUGCUCUUCGAGACCCUCAAGAACUCGCUGCGCGCGGUGGUCGAGCAGCAUGGCGCCGACCGAGAGCAGUUUCCCGUCACCAAGGUGAUCGUCGCCGAAGGCAAGGAAGACAUCACAAUCAAGAUUUCGGACGAGGGAGGCGGUAUUCCACGAUCAAGCAUCCCCUUGAGUGAUUUCAAGGCCCCUAUGGCCGGCUUUGGCUACGGAUUGCCGAUCAGUCGUUUAUACGCCCGGUACUUUGGAGGUGAUCUCAAACUGAUCAGUAUGGAAGGAGACGGCCGGACCCGGUUCACCACUUCGCACCGCCUGCAUCCCAUUUACAUCGAACCGGUACCCAAAAUUUCGUCUCGAGGACUGACACCUAUGAAUGCUCAGGCACAUCGCAAGCGCCUACAGAGUCGGGAGGUUUCGGAGCGAAAACAGGUCGGAGAUGCGGAGAGUCUUUUCCACGCGGAGGAGCGCCGUCGCGAGGAAGCGGAGGAAGAGCUAUGA
Messenger RNA from Penicillium manginii, 1632 nucleotides. RefSeq names its product alpha-ketoacid dehydrogenase kinase family protein. Gene Ontology annotation, biological process: regulation of glucose metabolic process; protein phosphorylation. Gene Ontology annotation, cellular component: mitochondrion. Lineage: Eukaryota; Fungi; Ascomycota; Eurotiomycetes; Eurotiales; Aspergillaceae. The record is from RefSeq and is a predicted model, not a curated record. The transcript is spliced from 5 exons. Gene Ontology annotation, molecular function: pyruvate dehydrogenase (acetyl-transferring) kinase activity. Bases 1 to 1632 code for a protein of 543 amino acids.